AUUCGUGCCGGAUUAGUUUAGUUUCCACUGAGAGGGGAGGAGCUUGUUGCUUUCCAUGGCGAUGAUAAAUAAUACCUUCUUCUUUCUCCCACACCAUUUCCACUUUGCCCAGUUUACAAAAUUGAUUCUUUUCUACUCUUCUUCUUAAACCCACGAAGAAUUCAUGGUUUCGUAAGCUCUUCGGAAAGCAAAAUCGAUGGCUCUGCAUUUGAGUUUGAGCUUGUCUCUGAUCUUCCGGAUUUGCGCUCUUUUGUUGCUGAUCAAUGUCUCAUUCUCUAAAACACUUAAACGAGACGUGAAAGCUUUGAAUGAGAUAAAGAGGUUAGUUGGGUGGAGAGUGGUGUACUCUUGGGUUGGAGAUGAUCCUUGCGGCGAUAAACAUUUGCCUCCGUGGUCUGGAGUCACUUGUUCCAAAGUUGACAAUUACCGUGUCGUCGUCAAGCUAGAAGUGUAUUCAAUGUCGAUAGUGGGGAAUCUCCCAACGGCUGUAACGAGGCUCUUAGAUCUCACUGUUCUAGAUCUGCACAACAACAAAUUGACAGGACCUAUUCCUCCAGAAAUUGGGCGCCUUAAGCGUCUUAAGACACUUUUGGCUGCUUGCUUUGUUUUGAUAUUGUUAGGGUGUAUUGUAAACAGGAAUUUGAGGUGGAAUAAACUUCAACAUGCCCUGCCUCCUGAAAUUGGUGGACUGAAGAGUCUUACAUAUCUGUACUUGAGCUUUAACAAUUUCAAAGGAGAAAUCCCCAAAGAGCUUUCAAACCUCCAUGAGCUCCAAGACCUGCAUUUUCAGGAGAAUCAUUUUACUGGGCGGAUCCCUGCGGAGUUGGGAUCGUUACAAAAACUUCGCCACUUGGAUGUUGGCAGCAAUAACUUAGUGGGGAGUAUAAGCGAUCUUUUAAGCAUAGAAGGAUGUUUUCCAGCUCUUAGAAACCUGUUUUUAAACAAUAAUUACUUCACUGGUGGAAUCCCAAACAAGCUUGCAAAUCUAACAAACCUGGAGAUGUUGUACUUAUCUUACAACAAAAUGACUGGAGCAAUACCUUCUGCACUAGCCAAUAUACCAGGACUAACUUACUUGCACUUGGACCACAAUCUAUUUAGUGGAAGCAUCCCUGAAGCCUUCUACAAGCAUCCAAACCUAAAAGAUAUGUACAUAGAAGGGAACGCAUUCAAAACAGAUGUUAAGGCUAUUGGUGCACAUAAGGUCCUCAAACUUUCUAAUAUAGAUAUCCUUGUUUAGUUAUGCAUGUUACAAGUCUGUUUCAAUUCAGAUAGUAUUUCGCAGUGUAAUAUGGUUCUUAUGAUUCAUUUUCUAUGCUACAGCAAUAAUAUUGUACUUGAUGUGUUU
Molecule: messenger RNA, 1348 nt
Organism: Capsella rubella
Lineage: Eukaryota; Viridiplantae; Streptophyta; Magnoliopsida; Brassicales; Brassicaceae
Product: probable LRR receptor-like serine/threonine-protein kinase At1g34110
Exons: 11
Coding region: 197-1240 (347 amino acids)
Molecular function (GO): protein binding
Source: RefSeq, a predicted model, not a curated record